Pongo pygmaeus (Bornean orangutan) is the source of this 567-nucleotide messenger RNA. Its product is annotated as large ribosomal subunit protein P1-like. Bases 1 to 567 code for a protein of 188 amino acids. Gene Ontology annotation, biological process: translational elongation; cytoplasmic translation. The record is from RefSeq and is a predicted model, not a curated record. The transcript has 2 exons. Gene Ontology annotation, cellular component: cytosolic large ribosomal subunit; ribosome. Gene Ontology annotation, molecular function: structural constituent of ribosome; protein kinase activator activity; ribonucleoprotein complex binding. NCBI's taxonomy places the organism in Eukaryota, Metazoa, Chordata, Mammalia, Primates, Hominidae.
AUGGCCUCUGUCUCCAAGCUCACCUGCAUCUACUCAGCCCUCAUUCUGCACGACGAUGAGAUGACCAUCACGGAGAAUAAGAUCAAUGGCCUCAUUAAAGCAGCCGGUGUAAAUGUUGAACGUUUUUGGCCUGGCUUGUUUGCAAAGGCCCUGGCCAACAUCAACAUUGGGAGCCUCAUCUGCUAUGUAAGGGCUGGUGGACCUGCUCCAGCAGCUGGUGCUGCACCAGCAGGAGCUCCUGCCCCCUCCACAGCUGCUGCUCCAGCUGAGGAGAAGAAAGUGGAAGCGAAGAAAGAAGAAUACAAGGAGUCUGGUGAUGGCAUGGGCUGUGUUGGCACCGAAGGUCCCAAUGGCCUCUUCGACGUGGCCUCGCCCGAUGGCUCCGCGGCUCCUGAGGACUCCUGUGGAGUGGUCCAGGCCUCUGUAAGGAGGUUCCUCGAUUACCCUGGGUUGAUUGUGACCUCUGCCACCCCCCGAAACACCGCUCAACCCACUAGUCCACACAAGCCUCACCAAAGUAGUGAACAACCAGACGACACAAAGGAAAAAGUGGCUCUGAGGCAAUAG